This is a messenger RNA of Monodelphis domestica (gray short-tailed opossum), 1198 nucleotides long. RefSeq names its product coiled-coil domain containing 59 (gene CCDC59). The record is from RefSeq and is a predicted model, not a curated record. NCBI's taxonomy places the organism in Eukaryota, Metazoa, Chordata, Mammalia, Didelphimorphia, Didelphidae. Gene Ontology annotation, cellular component: nucleus.
CCUCCAGGGGGCGCUCUUCCCAGCGCGCAGGCGCGGCUUUUGCAUGGAGUCCAAAUGAUCUCAUCACUUCCAUCACUUGGUCGGGGGACCCCUCCACAAAACGGUCCCACAGCAUUCCCGUGUAAAACUCCACCGUAUGGGCGUUGGCGAUGGGCAGGGCUUGGCGAAGAAACCGCAUCAGCUCUCGCAGUUUGCCGCGAAGUACGUCCAGAUCCCCGGACGCCGGGAGCAGACCGGCGGCAGCCAUGACACUCUCGGUCUCUGGCUGCAGGUGGCGCCCAGGCGGCCGCGGGGCUGGGUUCAACCAAGGGGGCGGAGCACAGGCCUAACGAGUGGCGUGCCGAGCCUCCGACGCGUCACCCGAUCUAUUGCCUCUGCCUGCUGACGUCCUUGGCUUCGCGACUGCAGCUGGACCCAGAAGAGCAGGAACAUGGCUCCGGCGAAGCGCUCCCGUGUGGUCCGGCCUCGAGGGGCCCGGAUCGGAGGAGCUCAGCCCCAGGGUGGACCGGCAGGAAGCCCCGAAUUCAAGAAGAAGAAGAAGAAGCUGCAAAAACAACGGAUGUGGCGGGCGAACACGCAGAAGGCUUUUUCUGGCAGCGUUCGCGAGGGACAAGGAUUUGCAUUUCAGAGAAAGCAAAAAAUUCAGCAGGAGUACAAAAAAUUAUUAAGGAAAGAAAAAAAGGCACAAAUUUCACAAGAGUCUCAGUUUACUGAAAAAUAUCCAGAGCAUUUAAAACAUCUAUAUUUAGCUGAAGAAGAAGAAAUGCUCAGGAAACAAGAUAAAAAAGAAAAACAACCUUUGCCAGAAGAAAAGUCUAGCGUGUCGAUGAAGUAUGUUUUCUCUCUCUUGUUUAAAUCCUGGAAAUUAAAACCAGGCUUUGUUGGCUAUUUUGACGAAGCCCUGUUGCCACUCCAAGAAGAAAUAAGAAAAAAACAUCAAAUCAGAAAGCAAAAGAAGAAUAUGAAAAGGUACAAGCUAAGCGUGCAGCUAAGAAGCAGGAGUUUGAAAAAAGAAAACAAGAGAGAGAAGAAGCACAGCAGCGCUAUAAAAAAAAGAAAAUGGAAGCAUAUAAAAUAUUGAGCAAAAAAACGAAAAAAGGACAACCAAAUCUGAACUUACAAAUGGAGUAUCUUCUAAAGAAAAUACAAGAGAGAACCUAAAACACAUUUUGUCCUUUAAUAAAUAUUAAACAAUAUA